UCUUUCUCUCUCUCUCUCUCUCUCUCUCUCUCUAGCUCUCUGAUCAUCAUCUCACAAAUGGGUUCUUCUUCAGCCAUAACUGGCACAACACAAAUAUUAACAUUGCCAAUUCUAGUGCUUUGUGUUCUUCACAAAGUAAACGGGAUUGAUCAUAAUAAUAACAAUGUUCAUCAUCAGCAUUUCAAUAAGGUGGUAAUUGGAAGAGGGAAUGGUGGUGGUGUUCGUAGUAGUAGUAGUAAUAGUACGGCCGGCGUCGGAUCAUGUGACGUUUCGCAAGGAAACUGGGUUUACGACCAGUCGUAUCCGCUGUACGACACGUCCAAGUGCCCGUUUAUAGAGAAGGAAUUUGAUUGCAUACUCAAUGGUCGUCCUGACAAGCUCUAUCUCAAGCUCAGAUGGCAGCCCAGUGGCUGCAACUUGCCCAGAUUCGAUGGGCGAGAUUUCUUGAGGAGAUUAAGAGGAAAAAGAAUAAUGUUUGUGGGGGACUCAUUGAGUUUGAACCAAUGGCAAUCUCUGACUUGCAUGCUUCACACAGCUGAUCCACUUGCCCAAUAUAAAUCCGUUAGACUUGGAGACCUCUCCAUAUUUUCAUUUCCGGAAUACGAUGUGAAAGUGUUGUUCUCUCGUAAUGCCUUCUUGGUAGACAUUAUAAACACAAGUACUGGGCGAGUUCUUCAACUGGAUUCCAUUCAGGGUGGGAGAUUGUGGAUGAACAUCAACGUCUUGAUCUUUAACACGUGGCACUGGUGGCUUCACACCGGUAGAAAACAGCCAUGGGAUUGGAUCCAAGAUGGUGAUAUCUUAUACAAAGAUAUGGAUCGGUUGUUUGCUUACGAGAAAGCUCUCAACACAUGGGCUAAGUGGGUUGACACCAAUGUUGAUCCUACAAAGACAAGAGUCUUCUUCCAGGGUGUUUCUCCUGACCAUAACAAUGCGAGUUCUUGGGGGGAUUUGAGUGCAAAGAACUGUGGGGGACAAGCAAAAGCGCUGGACGGUUUGAGCUUCCGACCAGGGCCACACCCAGCAGAGCUUGUAGUAGAGAAAGUGGUGCGUUCAAUUGCAAAGCCAGUUUCUUUGCUUAAUGUCACAGCUCUAUCACGGCUCAGAAAGGACGGUCACCCCUCCGUCUAUGGCCACGGUGGCCACCGCGACAUGGACUGCAGCCACUGGGGGCUUGGCGGAGUGCCCGGGUAG
Morus notabilis is the source of this 1194-nucleotide messenger RNA. Its product is annotated as protein trichome birefringence-like 43. Lineage: Eukaryota; Viridiplantae; Streptophyta; Magnoliopsida; Rosales; Moraceae. The record is from RefSeq and is a predicted model, not a curated record. Gene Ontology annotation, molecular function: O-acetyltransferase activity. Gene Ontology annotation, cellular component: Golgi apparatus. Bases 58 to 1194 code for a protein of 378 amino acids. The transcript is spliced from 5 exons.